Molecule: messenger RNA, 285 nt
Organism: Mucor mucedo
Lineage: Eukaryota; Fungi; Mucoromycota; Mucoromycetes; Mucorales; Mucoraceae
Exons: 2
Coding region: 1-285 (94 amino acids)
Source: RefSeq, a predicted model, not a curated record
AUGACUGAUUUAAAUUGGUGCACAUACUGUGAUAGUUCUAUAAGCCAAACCUCGAACUCCUUAUAUUGUUCAGAGCAAUGCCUUCGCUCAGAUGCUCUUCUUCGACAUCCAUCUUUAGGCUAUGAAUAUCCGGAAUUCAAGCAUUUUUUUAGAAAGUCAGGGUUUAUAGAUGAUAAACAAUUGAGUGGUAAAUUAGCUACAACGGACAUGAGUAUGACGACAAAUGUCUUCGCACCAUCAUCAAAAACAUGUAAAAUAAACCAAGCUAAUAAAAAUUGUAGAUAA